This is a messenger RNA of Hevea brasiliensis (rubber tree), 984 nucleotides long. Its product is annotated as disease resistance protein TAO1-like. Bases 1 to 984 code for a protein of 327 amino acids. Gene Ontology annotation, molecular function: protein binding. NCBI's taxonomy places the organism in Eukaryota, Viridiplantae, Streptophyta, Magnoliopsida, Malpighiales, Euphorbiaceae. Gene Ontology annotation, biological process: defense response to fungus. The record is from RefSeq and is a predicted model, not a curated record. The transcript has a single exon.
AUGGACCUCAACUACUCUGAUGACCUGAUCAGGAUUCCGAACCUGUCUAGUAUUGCCCCAAAUCUCGAGUUUUUAUAUUUGAGAGGAUGUUCGAGUUUGGUUGAAAUUCCCUCUCUUCAAAAUCUGAGCAAGCUUACUGAACUUUAUUUAACUGGAUCCAAUAAAAUCAAAGAUUGUCCAGAGAUUCCGUGUAAUGUAAGGAUUCUAAAAUUAGACGGAACUGGAAUAGAACAACUGCCCUCAUCAAUUAAGCAUCUGUCUCAACUUGUCAUAUUGUACUUGGAUAAGUGUACAGCACUCGAGAGUCUUCCAAGCAGCAUUGGCAAUUUGAAACGUCUUGAAGAACUUGAUCUAACUGAAUGUUCAAGACUCGUGACUAUUCCAAGCAGCAUAGGCGAGUUGAAAUGUCUUGAAAAGUUAUUUCUCCGGAAUUGCUCAAAUUUAGCAAGUCUUCCUGAAAGCAUCAAACAACUUUCGAAGUUGAAACUGCUUGAUUUAAGAGAUUGCGAGAGUCUUAAGAGUUUACCAGAGCUUCCGUCAUGCUUAAAAUUAUUAAAAGCAAUUGAUUGCCACUCUCUGGAAUCUGCAUCAAUUUCUUUCAAUUUCUUAGAACAUGAAGAUGAAAAUGAAGAAGCAGAUAAAAGUGAACAUGAAAAUGAAGCACAUAAAAGUGAAUCUGAAGAUUGCAAAUUACUUGAUUUUAGUAAUUGCGUCAAAUUGAAUAAGAAAGUAAUGGAGGAUGUUUUUGAAGCGCACCUGUUGGGUCAGAAAGUUACAUUAUUGAUGGCAGGAGGUGAAGUGCCAGAAAGGAUGAGGUAUAAGAAUAAAGGAUCCUCGCUUUCCUUCAAACUUGACCUUCGUCACGUAAUUGCCUUCUCUUUCUGCGUUGUUCUUAGUCCCUAUGGUGAUGUUAACAUGAACUUAAAAAUAUUUCUGCUCCAUUCCCAACAUGACAAGGUCAGGUAUAACAAAUAUUCAUUGUAA